AUAGUCUAUCUUUCUAGAAGUACACAUGGAGAAAACUUUAAAAAAUAAAGUUGUCGUUAUAACCGGCGGCGCUGCCGGUAUCGGCUAUGAAAUAGCUGAUCAAUAUCUACAAAAAGAUUCUAAAGUCACAAUCCUUCUAGAUAUCGAUGAAAAACAAGGAACAGAAGCAGCAAAAACUCUAUGCACAAAAUACGGCGCAAACAAAGCUGUUUUUAUAAAAUGUGAUGUUACAAAGGAUUCGGAGACUGUCUCAGCUAAAAUUUUUGACACGUACAAGACUGUUGAUGUUCUAGUAAAUAAUGCUGGAAUUCAUAAAGAAAAACUUGGAAAAAAAACUAUCGAAACCAACGUCUGGGCAUUAAUCGACUGGUCCUUAAAGUUUUGGGAACACAUGAGAACUGACAAAAAUGGUAAAGGAGGUACGAUUAUAAACAUAGCUUCAAUUUAUGGCUACAGAGUCGAUCAAUACAUUCCCAUUUAUCAAGCAUCAAAGUUUGCUGUGAUGGGUUUUACGAAAUCAUUGGGACACGCAUACAAUUAUAGAAGAUCGGGCGUUAGGGUUGUUGCCAUCUGUCCUGGAUAUACUGAGACAAAUUUGAUAGCAGAACCAAAGACGUGGGAUGACGCAUGCUCAGCAGAUUACCACGCGUUUAUGAAGAAACAGCUUUGGCAGAAAGUGGAUUCGGUUGGUAAAGCCGCUGUCGAGGUAUUUGAAAACGCUAGUAGUGGUACUGCUUGGGUAAUCGAAGGAGCGAAGCCUAUUUUUGAAGUUUAGAUUAUUGAGGUGAUCACUUCAACCAACUGUUUCUUUUUUUUAAAUAAUAAUGAAUGAAAUCUCAAA
Molecule: messenger RNA, 841 nt
Organism: Melitaea cinxia (Glanville fritillary)
Lineage: Eukaryota; Metazoa; Arthropoda; Insecta; Lepidoptera; Nymphalidae
Product: 15-hydroxyprostaglandin dehydrogenase [NAD(+)]-like
Exons: 1
Coding region: 26-775 (249 amino acids)
Cellular component (GO): cytoplasm
Molecular function (GO): oxidoreductase activity, acting on the CH-OH group of donors, NAD or NADP as acceptor
Source: RefSeq, a predicted model, not a curated record